CCAGGGACUCUUUGGAGAGUAAAAGAGAGAAAGAGGGAGAUCUGGAUCCAGGGCAGCUCAGUUUGCUCGGAGUGAGCCAGGAGCUUGUAGAACAAUGCCCCUCUAGCACUGCAGCCUUUCACUCGGAGCCAAGGCCACAGCGGGAACACCAGAAAAGAACUGCGGGAUCCGUGCAAAUCUACUGACAUCCGAGCUUUAAGCCAUUCUGCUCUAAAAGAUACAGCAUCUCGGGCCUCGACUAAUUGCCUCGCUGCAGUGAAAAGCGCUGGGAGCUCGCGGACGACCCUAAAGCAUCACCAUCAGGUGCUGCUGCUGCGGUGGCUACAGUCGCGAGCCUUUGGGUGGCAUAAAGACGACUGACCAAAACGAGAGCGGGUUUUUAUGACCAAGCUUAUGGCAAGGACAAAGUAAUGGAAGGUGUGUUUUUUUAAGGCAUGACUGAACUGAAGCAGCUGGACUGCUGAACAAAGAGCCGAGCGCGCGCACAAAUGUAGGCUAUAACCACGUUUUAUGAGCAGUUAUAGCUGCUCACAAAGGAAAAAAGUGCAACGAAUCGAGUCGCUUUUGCUGGAGAGGAAACGAAGAGCGCGAGCAAAAGUGGGCGGGGCCGCUGGCGAAGAAUUAAGGCACGGUCCUGUUGCGCUUCGUACGUGAAGUGCAUGAGAAAGAGAAGCGUUGGGUAACUGGACACCAGCUGUUAGUUGUUGUUUGCGCCGGCCACGUGCACUAUAUGCACGUUAUGGCUCUUUAGCAUAGACGUAAUGACCAAUAGUGGCCGUUCUGCUCGUUUCGCAUUACGUAUCUGACUGAGAAGAGGAGAAGGCACGCUUGCUCAAAAACUUGGCUGAGAGAGAGAGAGAGAGAGAGAGAGAGACUGGAGCCCCGCCUCUCCGCGCGCUGAUCCUGCCGUAGCCUUAUAACCACACGCCUGCUGGCCAGUCCCAGAGACCCAACACAACACGAGCACUGGACUUCACUGCGCUCGAUCGCUGACGCAUAGAUACUUGAACGGAAUAUUGUACCAUUUUCAUCCGAAAGAGAAGCAUCAUCGCUGGAGAAAAGACAGAGAGAGUGAGAGAAAGAGUGAGUGAGAUAGAAAGAAAGAAAGAGAAGAAAAUGGAUUUUUUAAACCACAACUACUUGAGCGCGCGUGCCUCGUACGACUACACCUUCAAUUUCUGGAACGACUACCUGGGCCUGUCCACGCUGGUGACCAAGAGCAACAGCAAGCGCGGCGCGCCCGCGGGACCCAACUCCAUCACGGAGUCUCUGAAGGCCACGCUGGGCCUGGACGACCCGGCGCCGUGCGCCUGCGCCCAGCCGGACUGCUGCUGCUGCUGCUGCUGCGCACCCGCCAGCCCGCCGCCCGCCUCUCUGCUCGAGCUCAAGGAUCGCUUCUCCGUGCUGAGCCCGUUCGGCGCGCGGCUCGAGCGGGACGCGGCGUUCGGUGGCGGAGGAGGCGGAGGCGGGGGUGGCGGCGGCCUCGCGGGACUCGAGCUGUUCGGCGCUGAGCGUAAGGCGAGGAGACCGGCGGCGCGCGCCAAGCAGGAGCCCAAGAUCUGCGUGUUCUGUCGGAAUAACGGCGCGCCCGAGGAGGUGUACGGGUCGCACGUGCUGAAGACGCCCGAGGGCCGCGUGGUGUGUCCCAUCCUGCGCGCGUACACCUGCCCGCUGUGCAGCGCCAACGGCGACAACGCGCACACCAUCAAGUACUGCCCGCUGUCCAAGGAGCAGCCCGCGCAAAGGGCGCUGAAGGGAGGGAGGGCGGUGGGGGGUAAGCGCGUGAAACUCUUCUGAGAGAGCCGUCUUCAGUAUACACAACCUCCAUGUAUUGCACUGAACGUUUUAUUGUCUCUCCUUCUUCUCCUCCUCCUCCUCCUCCUUCUUCUUCUUCAGAUGACUGUUCCGAUCGAGUCUUACCUGCUAGCCUACAGGAUUUAUUAAACAAAUAAGAUAUCAAUGUUUUCUGUUUAAGAAUAAAAAAUCUUUUAUAUUUUUAUAGAUGCUUUAUUUCCAUAGUUUAUUGUAUACUUUAUUCAUAAAAAAGAAUGAUAUUUUCCCUUUUUUCACGCGUUAGUUUUUAGAUGUUUAUUAGUUGAGAUUCACGUUCAGUCACGUUGGUGAGUGAGAUGUUUUCUUUUGUCGUUUGUUUGUUUUUAUGGGCGAACAUGAAUGUUGGCGUAAACAUCAGAGGAGCUGCUCUUCUGUCAGCCUCGACUGUUUUUGUUUGUUUGUUUGUUUGUUUUCUAUAGUGUAAGCCAAGCUUACGCCUCAUGUCGUCUUUCAAACCAAAGUUCUGUUUGCCAUGAAGCGAGCUUGAGAAUGUGUCCCGUUUUCCAGGCCCUUCCAUAGUCUACUGAAGUUUUCUGAGUGAAGCUGAAGUGCGCUUGCUGUGCUCGGUGAUGUGGCCCCGUUCCUUUCUUCCCACAAUCCACCACACGCUUUCCUUCCCACCCAGGCUGACAUUUAAUAUGGGCAAGGAGAGAAAAAAAACCGCACAGAAACACUGAGCAGAAACACAAUGGGGUCUCUGUUGCAUGUACAUGUACUCAGCAUAACUUCGUAAUCAAUAGAUGCCCAGCCAAAUUAGCCCAUUUCAGAGCCCCGUACUGACAGCAUCGACGAUUCUUUUCAGUCAGACUCUUUUUGAGAUAGAUGUCUUUAUGAGGCCAAUACAAGGUGCCCUUCUAAUGUUUACACCCCGAGCGAGGGGAACACACACUGGAGAACAUGUCUUAUGGGUACCUCUGGAUCUGCCACCCCCCCCGCCCCUCCUCCCCCCAACAAAAAAAAAAGCAUGACAAGCUAGCUGUGGGGAAACAGUGGGUGGGUUAUAAAAGAAUGCAGUCUGAUAACUUUCUCAAAAAGGGUCAGUGGUGGAACAGCACUAAUGAAUGUUCUUAAUAAAACAAAGUUUUUUUUUGUAAAACAAUGCAUUUGCCCCUUUUUGCAUUAUGUAAAAAAUGAAUAAAUAAUGACCCCCCCCCCCCCCCAAAAAAAAAGAAAAAAAAAAAAGAUGCAAAAAUGUUGUGAAUGUACAAUUGACACUUGCAGGACUGCACGUCUCUGACUAUUACGUUUACCAAAGGAAUUCAAUUUUAAUGAAGUAAAGAACAUAGAUUUGCUGUAUUGUAAAUAAAAGCAAAAAGUUGAGUGAUGUCUAUUCAGUAUUUUAACAUUUAAAAGUGACUUCAGAGGGUACUACCUCAACAGGAUUUUGUACUUACAUGUAAAAUGUCAACAGCAGUUUAUUAAUAUAGCGCUGCCAUUUAUAAUAAGGGUUUUUAAUAGUAUUUUUGAUCUUUGUAUAACAUAAUUGUAUUUUUCUUUCAUUGCAUUCUACAUAUGGAAGUGGAAUUCCAAUAAGCUCUUAGCAUUGUUUGCCAAUAGAUGAUGGCUGUAUAUAAUGACAAUAUCAUACUUUUUUAAGUUGUUCAAUGUUACAUUCUUGGUGAGUGAACGAGAGAAUGGAAUAUGUUGAAGACUUUAGACAAUUUGCCACUUUUAACUGAGGUUUGUAAUUAAAUUAAAAGAGGAAAAAAAAGAAAACACUGUUGAAUUUUGUUAUUUAUAUUUUGUCACAAUUCCCUGUAAGCUGCUGUGCAGAGAUAAACGAAAUGAAAUUCCAUAGAGAAAUAAACAGCUUAUCAAAUAUUUUA
Molecule: messenger RNA, 3659 nt
Organism: Pygocentrus nattereri (red-bellied piranha)
Lineage: Eukaryota; Metazoa; Chordata; Actinopteri; Characiformes; Serrasalmidae
Gene: nanos1
Product: nanos homolog 1
Exons: 1
Coding region: 1117-1797 (226 amino acids)
Biological process (GO): negative regulation of translation; oogenesis
Cellular component (GO): perinuclear region of cytoplasm
Molecular function (GO): mRNA binding; zinc ion binding
Source: RefSeq, a predicted model, not a curated record